Molecule: messenger RNA, 2152 nt
Organism: Wyeomyia smithii (pitcher-plant mosquito)
Lineage: Eukaryota; Metazoa; Arthropoda; Insecta; Diptera; Culicidae
Exons: 4
Coding region: 468-1466 (332 amino acids)
Source: RefSeq, a predicted model, not a curated record
CAGUGAACAAGCGUUCAGUCUUUACUUGCCACUCGUCCGUUUAUGACGUAUUUUGUUUUCUCUGUUAGAUGCGCUUAUCGUGUUACCGCCCGGCAUUUUCCAACGAACUCUGCUCCGACAUCUACGUGAAAUUACUUUGGUGAGCUUUCUUGUACUGUUUGUGCGUAAAUACGAAAAGGUGAAAUCUAAAGAAUGAUGAUAAUCAUCUAACCUGUUCUAAUCACGUAGUGCGGUAUUUCCCUGGGGAGACUGGAAGCUUCUUUACGCUCUCUCUUACCUCCGGUGCCAAAAUAGUACGCAGUUCUGUUUUACUCACAGAAUACACAUUGAGUUAUAGAAAUUAUUUUAGAAAAGUGUUUACCUGCAAUUAAUAGCUUGGUCCCAUUUAUUGCCUAUCGUGUGUGCAACGGAACCUGUUCCACUAUAGUGUGUAUAACGGAUCCACUGUUUUCAAGGAUUUGAACAAAAUGUUGCUGCGAAAUGGCAUGAGUUUAAUUUUGCUGCUAAUGUGUGUAAUUUCAACGCUAGAAGCAGCCCCCGACGGGCAGCCGGAGAAAGAAGCGGCCGCGGUGACGACGAUCAAAGGAAAUGAGAACGAAACCCUCAAAUCAGCAAAAUCAUUAUCGUCCAGCAGCAGGUCCAAAAAAGCGAACCUCAAGUCAACACCGAUUACCUACAUUACGACGCUGUCCGAUGUCGGCCAUCAGCACCACGCAAAGGCACUGCCGAAGAAAUACGGCAAACCGGUAGCGAAGGCACGGGAAGAUAAGGCACAGUAUAAGAAAGAUAAAAUCAAACAUCACUACUUGGAAAAGUCCACCGGAAAGUCACUUGAGGUGAAACCGAAAAAGGAACCACUAAACAAUCCGGCAUUGCUCAGCAAAUUGGGUCUCGGUAAAGUCCACGUCUCAUCCAGCCACCAGAAGAAGCGUUUAGCGGUGGAGUCUCGCCAUCACGGUCGACCUGAUGACUCACAUAUGUUCGUGAUCAAGCUGCCGCCGAAUCCCUACUACUAUACCAACAAUGGACCGGUUCCGGCACCGAACGCAAUCGAGGAUGUAGGCGAAAAGGUUCCGGUGGGUUUCAAGUCCAACGGUAAACCGGGUCGAAUCUACCACUGGAACAUUCCGGUACUGAAGAAAAUCCUUGGCAAUAACCGCGGUCGCAACCCGAAUUCGCGCCACCAUGACAACAUCGACGAGCUGAUCGAUAUCAAGGAUAUACCCACCUGGACAAAGCCGUGGGAAAACGAGGCGCUAGACAAAUCGUUGAUCAAAUUCAGCGCAGCAGAUCACGCGGAGAAACUUCAGAAGAGGAAGUCACCGACAUACUACGCACCAAUCAAGGUCAAGAAAAGUGCCCACGGAAAGUACUAUGCGAGCAAUGGUAAGCCGCAGAGUUUCUACGUAAUUGAGAAGAGCCAGAAAAAUCUGAAACCCAUCCAACAUCACAAACUGAUUCCGUAAGACGAAUCAUAUCGGUAACGAUAUAUGCUUGCCAGUUUGUCGAGUAGAAGAGAAGCGGAGGUAGAUAGUAAACAUAAACAAGAGGAAAAAUGAAACCUAUGGGGUUUGUGAAAAAGAAGAGAUAAACGAAAACAUAACGUAUACAUUGAGCUUUACAAUUAUUAAAACGAGAGCUUUUUCCUAGCGUACGAUCUUUGGUUUGUGUCUUUGGUGAUUGUUCUAUCGAGCAGAUCGUGAACAUCCUCGAUCUAGACGGGAUUGCAGCAAAGACACAAACCGAAGCCAUUUUUGAAGCAAUAUCUUGCACUUUAAGUUGAAAUUAGGAAUUACGAAGCGAACAUGCGAACAUUCCUUUACAUUACAUAGCUCUUAAGACUUCGACAUACAUAUAUAUAAAUAGCUAGGCGUAGGUUGUAGAUCUUUAAUCAAAAGCAAUUGAAAGACUAAAAGUUUUAUUGUAGCAUUUAAGAAUAAUGUAUAUUGCAGAAAAAACGUAUUUGUAAUCGAUUUUAAUCGACACUACAAAGCAUUAUUAAUUUUUCGGACUUCCAUUGUCUUAGUCAUGAGGCAGAAAAACUGUUUCAGAUUCACCAAUCCAAUCCAGUGAUAAAUUUUGUAAAAAUUAUACACGAUUGCAGCAGAACGUUUUCAUACAUUUAAAAUAAACUUAUUCUAAAUACACAAAA